GCCAUCAUGCAAUGCGGACCCUCAGACGGAGCUUUAGCGAUGUGGUUUCUCUGCCAGCACUGGGUUUAGCAGUAUUAUUUAAGGUAAGCUGCCUUUGUAAUGAUGGCCCUGUGAUCUGGACACCACAGAAAGGCUUUUCCUCGGGAACGGAGAGAAAGAUUUUGCACCAAAAAAAAAGAACCUGCUCCUCUUGACAGGAAAGUGGCAAACAAAGUGGCCUGUACCGAACGUGAACGAGCCUGAGAGAUUAGUCCAGCCUGUAGGACGUACGGUGUUCUUCACCACCACGCUGUUCCAGAGUGAAAGAGAGAGAGGGAGGAGGGGUCACGAGGAGGGCUGGAAGAGGGGGAUCAAUCCCCCCCUUUUGUCCUCCCUUGGACUCCCAAUUGGCCGAGCGUCUUUCAACUCCUGCUUCCUGUCAUAUCUUCUUAGUCUGCAUUUCGAGGGCAGCCUGUGAUUCGGCCGGUUUCUUCAACUCGCCGGACUUUCUCAAAAAGUUCAACAAGAAGAAGACAACGCCACAAGCCUGCCAGAGCGAGCAGGCAAGCUGAAGCAGACUCCAGUGUUACGGAAAUCCCGCUCGACUCGCUCACCAUAUAGGGGAAGCUUCUCCUGCCGGGGUUUCUGUUCUACACAGUUCAUGUUCUACAGGUGGACUUCCUAACAUGAAGCAGGCUUGGGACAAGAACGUUUUUGAGAAUGGCCAAAACAAACAGCAGGGAACAGGCCUCGUGGACUCGGCACCUCCGUUCGAGCACCUCCAGAGCACUGGUUCAGGAGAUAAGUUGGAUAAGAAGGUGCUUCCUGUUGCUGGAGCCCUUAGUGGUGGCGGACAAAAUCUUCUCCUCACUCCCGCGAGUCUGCAGUUGGCCCAGCUCCAGGCUCAGCUCACCCUGCACCGCCUCAAACUCGCCCAGAGCAGCAACACUGCAGCCGCCACCAACGUCCUCAAUCAGGUUCUCUCCAAUGUGGCCAUGUCCCAGCCACUGUUUAACCAGCUCAGGGGCUCCUGCAUGCCCCAGCCUCCAGGAACAGGCUUUCCCUCCACACCCAUAACCUUUCCUCCUCCUGCAGCCCCCCUAGGCAACCUGGUAGGAGGUGCAUUUACACAGAACCAUGCCGGAAUCCGAAUGAAUCACUAUGGAGGAGGUGGGAACAUGACCCAGAAUGCCAACCCACAUGGAGAAUGUGGGAAUAAAGCCAACAAAUUUCAGGCAGGGUUUCUGGGAGGAACCACAGCAGGGGUCAGUAAAGCAGGUGAAGGAGCACAGUAUGGAGGCAUCAGUGGUACCAAAACCAGCAACCAACCGAAUAACUACCAGAGAGACUUUACUCUACGGAGAGUCAAAUCCAGGACUCUGGCCUUACAGAACAAUGGAAAAACCCGACCGGCUUUCCCACUAAACUGGGUAGGAACGUGUGCCGGCGGCGGUACAUGGGCAUCAUCCACACAUGGAUUUAUUGGUCCUCGAGCAGAACUGUACAAUCCUGAGGAGCCCACCGGUGACCCCAAGUUCAGCCCAGCCGGAGGCCUCGGGUUUAGUGGUCAGCAAGGAUUCCUGGGAUACUCACAGCAACAAACGAGUGAGGAGGGGCGAGUGAGAAUGACCCUACAGGCGCACCAAGUCAAUGACUAUCAAGGCGUCACACCGUCACACCUACCCCACCAGUGCACCAUUUGUGAAAAGAAAGUUUACAACUUGAAGGACUGGGACCAGCACGUGAAGGGCAAGCUGCACAUACAGAAUCGCUCGCUCUACACCGACGGGCCUGCACUUGGAGCCCUGCACUUUCCCGUCACCUCGGAAGGAUGUCUCGGGUCAGCAUUGAGUAACAACACCAUGGCGUACUUGUCCACCGCUGGCCAAGAUGUUUCAACCGGAGGCUCCUCUUUUUUACCGGGUGCACCUAUGAAGUCAUUUCCUCUUUCGGGGGCGGGAUUUACCUCACACCCACCGGGGACAAAGUUUGUGCCGCGGAAGCCGGGUCCCGGGCGAGUGGUCCACAUCUGUAACCUCCCUGAGGGCAGCUGCACAGAGAACGAUGUGAUAAACCUUGGCCUGCCCUUCGGCAAAGUCACCAACUACAUCCUCAUGCGCUCCACACACCAGGCUUUCCUGGAGAUGGCUUAUGUGGAGGCAGCUCAGGCCAUGGUGCAGUACUACCAGCUCCAUCCGGCCACUAUUAACGACCAGAAGCUCCUCAUCCGCAUGUCCAAGAGAUAUAAGGAGCUGCAGCUGAAGAAACCUGGUAAAGACGUUGAGUCCAUUAUCCAAGACAUCAACUCUCAGAGAGAGAGAGGGGAGCAGCAUGAGAUGGACCGGUAUCCCCCGGAGCGAGCACGAUCGCGCAGCCCCAUCACUCGCUCCCUGACUCCGCCCUCGCACAGCCCCAGCUUCACCUCCUGCAGCUCCUCCCACAGCCCCCAGGCGGCUCCCUGGAUGAACGGCGUCGGGCCGCGGCGUGGAUCCUGGGACUGGACGUCGCGCGACCGGGACGAGUGGCGCAAUGGUGGCGACGACGAGCGCAGGAAGUCCUACCUCAAAGCGGCUGACGAGCGCGGCAGGGAGCGCUACUUCUCGUCCCACCAUCCCUCCGACGAUUUCUACAAGAAGGACAAGCAGCUGCGGGUCUCCCAGCACCAGAGGCGCGAGGCGAAGUUCAAGAGGCGAGACGGAGGCGCCGAGCAUCACAGAAGCAGGCAUUCGGAACCCGAGCUCGCCGAGGAAGGCCGAGGCAGGAGGACGAGCAGGAGGCACGAGAAGGACGACAGAGAGGCCGACAUUCAUAAAGAAUCUACAGAGCACCGAGCCAAAGAGAGAUCCUCAUCUCCGCACAGCAGCAAACCUACAGAGGCCAGCGAGGGCGAGCGUGACCGAGACAGCGAGGUGGAGGAGUGUGGGAGUGGUGAGGACACGGAGGGCGAGUGCUGGUACCCUAAAAGUAUGGAGGAGCUGGUGACGGUAGAUGAGGUGGGAGAAGAGGACGACUCCAUCGUCGAGCCCGAUCUCCCCGAGCUGCAGGAAGAGGAAGAGGAGGGGCCUGAGGAGACGCAGGACCACACGCCGGCAAAGGAAGAGAAACAGGAGUCCGUGUCUGCUCCGGACGCUCCGACGGAGGAAUCGUCUAAGUCCGAAUGCCCGGAGGAACCGGCGUCUCACAUCUGCCUUUUCCCAAAUAAAGAGUUUAAGAAUGCGCUGGACGAGGCAGUGGAGCCGUGCGGAACUCUGACACAUACAUCACACACCACCACCGCGCCCGAGAGCGUGUGCGAGACGGAAAAGGUCACAGACGUACACACGGGCGGCGAGACGCCGAGCACGAGUGACACUGAGAAGAAAGAAACACAGCAUGUUGAGGAGAACCUGAAGAGAGACACGGUUCACGGACAGCCUGCCAGUUCACCGCAGAGGAUCGGCAUCAAAGCUCCGUCACCAUCACGAGAGCAGGAGAAGAUCAUCAGUGAGCACAGCAUCCCGCUAGGUGUUGAGUUCAUCGUCCCCAGUACAGGCUUCUACUGCAAACUCUGCAGCCUUUUCUACACCAGCGAGGACACGGCCAAGACCACGCACUGCCGGAGCACCGUUCACUACCGGAACCUGCAGAAGUACCUGUCUCAGCUGGCUGAAGAGAGUCUGCUACACUUCCGUCCAGACGCCGAGUGAACAACCCAAACCCUCACGCAGGGACGAGGAGAGGAACCGAAUCAGGCCACAGAGAGAGAGAGAGAGAGAGAGAGAGAGAAACGAUGCCGAUCCGUACUAAACUUGUACUGAACACGAGGGAGAUGAGAUCGAGAUAAUUGGACACAAAAGACGGGAGCACAUAUUUUUCUACGUCAUCACGUGUUCACGACACAUUCACUCGUCUUUUAGAAAAAAAAAAAAGUAUUCACGCCUUCAGACUUACCUUCGUUCGAGGUAAGUCUUCUUGAAUGCAGACAAACAAACAAACAAACGACUGGGAUGAAAUAGGAAGGGGAAAGUCGGCUGUUUUGGAGCGAGGAGUCCGGAGUGUACAGAGCGACGAGGAACGUGAUGUUGUGUGUGAUGGAGGUAUGAACAAAUCGGCUUACAGAAGGAUUCAUUUUGCGACGCACUGGAGGUCUGACACUGGAGAACGACGACUGCCUGCUGAAUCUGGUCUUCGGGUCGACGAGAAACUGACUCAAGAGAAUGGAAUGAGAAAUAAUAAUAAUAAAAUAAAACGGGGGAAAAUUGAAAAACAAGACUCCAAAAAAAUCUAAACAUUUAGUUUUUCAUUCACGCUGUGUAUAAAGCUUUUCCUUUAGGUCUUUUUUUUUGUUUUUGUUUUUUGUUACAUUUUUUUCUUUUUGUUCUUUUUUUUUUUCUUUUUUUUCUUUUCAGAAGCAGUGCUACUCGAACCGGACCAUGUGUGAAGGUUCUCCUGUCUGAGGAGGAUCUGUGUACAGAAUAAAGUGUGUGUGUGUGUGUGUGUGUGUGUGUGUGUGUGUGUGUGUGUGUGUGUGAUGCUAGUUUGCAGUCAGGGGACGGGCUGUGGGAGGUUUUUCUUCCUCAGGUUUUCUACACCAUCAUUAUUAUUAUUAUUAUUAUUAUUAUUAUUAUUAUUAUUAUUAAAAUAAUGCUUUUGAGAUGCGACUGUUUUUUCUCAAAAAAUUGUCACUCAGAUGCAAAAAUUUGAAUAAACUUUUGGAGAAAUUC
Molecule: messenger RNA, 4682 nt
Organism: Silurus meridionalis
Lineage: Eukaryota; Metazoa; Chordata; Actinopteri; Siluriformes; Siluridae
Gene: rbm20
Product: RNA binding motif protein 20
Biological process (GO): regulation of RNA splicing
Cellular component (GO): nucleus
Molecular function (GO): mRNA binding; zinc ion binding
Source: RefSeq, a predicted model, not a curated record